This is a messenger RNA of Brassica oleracea var. oleracea, 2757 nucleotides long. RefSeq names its product glutamate receptor 2.1-like. Bases 31 to 2637 code for a protein of 868 amino acids. The record is from RefSeq and is a predicted model, not a curated record. NCBI's taxonomy places the organism in Eukaryota, Viridiplantae, Streptophyta, Magnoliopsida, Brassicales, Brassicaceae. Gene Ontology annotation, molecular function: signaling receptor activity; DNA binding; ligand-gated monoatomic ion channel activity. Gene Ontology annotation, cellular component: plasma membrane. The transcript is spliced from 7 exons.
CAAGUUCUAACAAGACGAAGAAGAAAAAAAAUGAUGAGGGGAAACAACUUUGUUCUCAUCUUACUCUUCUUCUUCCGGAUGCAAGUCAGAGAAGCACAGAAUACCGAUGUCAAAGUGGGAAUCGUGACCGAUGUCGGAAGGGAAAACUCCGACAUAACUUUGCUUUGUAUCAGCAUGUCUCUCUCUGAUUUCUACUCUUCUCACCCAGAAACCAGGACAAGGCUUAUAACCACCAUUGUUGACUCCAAAAACGAUGUUGUUCUCUCAGCAGCAGCGGCUCUUGAUCUGAUAACGAACAAGGAAGUGAAAGCGAUUCUAGGGCCAUGGACUUGGAUGCAGGCUCAAUUCAUGAUUGAGAUGGGACAAAAGUCUCAGGUGCCAACUGUUUCAUACUCUGCAACAAGUCCCUUCCUAGCUUCCAUCCGUAGUCAAUACUUUUUUGGUGCUACGUAUGAUGAUUCAUCUCAAGUGCACGCCAUUAAAGCAAUCAUCGAACUUUUUAUGUGGAGAGAGGUAGCACCUGCGUAUGUUGACAACACCUUCGGGGAAGGUAUAUUGCCUAGUCUUACCAAUGCGUUACAAGAGAUUAACGUUCGUAUACCUUAUAGGACCGUGAUUUAUCCCAAUGCCACGGAUGAUGAAAUCUCCGUGGAACUUCUCAGGAUGAUGAAUCUACCCACUAGAGUAUUUGUUGUUCACAUUGCUAAAUUGCUUGGCUCAAGAUUUUUUGCCAAAGCUAAGGAAAUUGGUAUGAUGAAACAAGGAUAUGUCUGGAUCCUCACCAACUCCAUUGCCGAUGAUCUGAGUAUCAUGAAUGAGACGGAAAUUGAAACAAUGGAAGGGGUCUUGGGUGUAAAGACUUACUUUCCGAGAUCCGAAGAGCUUGAGACAUUUAAAUCUCGAUGGAAGAAGAGAUUCCCAAACUCUGACCUGAGCGUGUAUGGAUUAUGUGCUUAUGAUGCCACUACUGCACUAGCACUGGCCAUCGAAGAAGCUGGGACAUCAAAUUUGACUUUUGUCAAGACAGAUGCCAUGAGGGAUAUGUCUGAACUUCAAGGUCUAGGUGUAUCUCAAUAUGGUCCAAAACUUGUUCAGGCACUCUCUAGAGUUCGGUUUAAAGCUCUUGCUGGCGAUUUCCAGUUUAUUAAUGGACAACUGCACCCGUCAGUAUUUGAGAUUGUUAAUGUGGAUGGGCGUGGAGGAAGGACCAUAGGAUUCUGGAAGAAAGAACAUGGACUCUUGAAAAACUUGGAGCAAAAACCAGCUACCACGACCACUUCCUCUACUUGGCAAGAUCGACUCAGACCAAUUAUUUGGCCUGGAGACACUAUGUCCGUACCCAAAGGAUGGGAGAUACCGACAAAUGGAAAAAGGCUGCGGAUUGGAGUCCCAACUAAUAACGGCUUCAAACAAUUUGUGAAGGCUACAAGAGAUCCCAUCACCAAUUCAACAAUCUUUAGUGGAUUUUGCAUCGACUACUUUGAGGCAGUAAUUCAAGCAAUGUCCUAUGAUGUUUCCUAUGACUUUAUUCCUUUCGAAGAUGUCAACUACGACACCGCAAUCUACCAAGUGUAUCUCGGGCUUGAAUAUGAUGCUAUGGUGGCAGAUACAACAAUGUCGGCAAAUAGGUCAAUGUAUGUUGACUUCUCAUUACCAUACACACCAUCUGGUAUAGGUGUGGUCGUCCCUGUUGAAGAGAGUGUUAAAAGAAGCAGUAUCAUCUUUUUGACGCCUCUGACAUUGGAACUUUGGGUAAUCAGCCUUUUGUCCUUUUUCAUUAUUGGCCUUGUCGUAUGGGUUCUUGAACACAGAGUAAACCCUGACUUUGAUGGGUCUGUCAAGUAUCAGAUCAGUACUAUAUUCUGGUUUUCUUUCUCCAUUAUAGCAUUCGCACCAAGAGAAAGAGUGCUUAGCUUCUGGGCAAGGCUCGUUGUCAUCAUUUGGUACUUCUUAGUACUUGUGUUGACUCAAAGUUACACUGCUAGUUUGUCGUCGCUUCUUACAUCACAACAACUUGAUUCAACAAUAACCAGCAUGAAUAGCUUGCUGGCAAAAGGAGAACCUGUAGGAUAUCAACUGAGUUCCUUCCUUUUGGGAAGACUCCAGGAAUCAGGUUUCUCAGAUGCUAAUCUUGUAACCUAUGGGUCUGCCGAAAACUGUGACGACCUACUGAGCAAAGGACCCCAAAAAGGUGGUAUUUCUGCAGCUUUCAUGGAAGUGCCGUACGUGAAACUCUUUCUCGGACAAUACUGUAACAAGUAUAAAAUGGUUGAAACGCCAUUCAAGUUUAAUGGAUUAGGCUUCGUCUUUCCCAUUGGAUCCCCUCUAGUCGCUGAUGUCUCAAGGGCCAUUCUACAAGUGCAAGAGUCCAACAAGCGGCUUCCACUACGUUUCACGCGGGUGAAUGGCAUCAACAAAGCAGGGAAGAAGAUAACUCUGAUGGGUCAAGACGGAGUAAACUGGAUGGUGCUUCUUACGAAUGAAAACGAACGUGGAAGAAUGAGACUAGGAAGAGGCUGGAAAGGAUUUUGUGAAGCUCAUGGUGUAAAGAUAGGAGAUUCCUUUGUUUUGGAACUCAUGCGAGAGAAAGAUUCAAGUCAUGUGCUUAAGUUCUGCACCAAAUUAAAUUGUGUGUGAAGCUGUUGUUCUAAAACAUGUAAGCUUAGUUCACUUUUGUACACUCUUUUAUGUCUGCUUUAUCUGAAUCUGCUUUGGUUCCCUCUUUUGUACCACUUGUAAACUUAAUUGGAUAAGACA